Larimichthys crocea (large yellow croaker) is the source of this 889-nucleotide messenger RNA. It is a transcript of the gene knstrn, whose product is annotated as kinetochore localized astrin (SPAG5) binding protein. The transcript has 9 exons. Gene Ontology annotation, cellular component: centriolar satellite; kinetochore; microtubule plus-end. Lineage: Eukaryota; Metazoa; Chordata; Actinopteri; Sciaenidae. Bases 159 to 797 code for a protein of 212 amino acids. The record is from RefSeq and is a predicted model, not a curated record. Gene Ontology annotation, biological process: regulation of attachment of spindle microtubules to kinetochore; spindle organization; mitotic sister chromatid segregation.
AUUAGUUUGAUCUUGACCGGAAAUAGCGUAGACAAACCGGAGGUGAGGACAGAGGGCGGGAUGUUUUUGAAUUCGUGCGGCUCCGUUUUGACUGUUGACACAUUUUAAUAUUUAACGUAUCAACAAAGGUGCCUCUGUAUUGACAGAGAGAGAGAGCAAUGUCUUCAAAAAUCCCAAGAGGUUUGCAGUUACCUGCAGAAACAAAGAAAGCGGGUCAGAAAGACACAGCAAGCGCUGCCCAGAAAUCAGAUGGUGUCCUUAAAUCUCAAAAAGACAAUGUGCCAAGAAAAAAUGUUGCUCCUAAAGUUCACAAAGGGGUCUCUACCAGAUAUGGGCAACAGGCAGAGCUCAAAGAGCAAAAUCAGCAUUUGAUGGCCACCAAUGAGGAGCUGCAGAAAAACCUCAUAGACACACAGCAAAGAGUAACUGAGUUGGAGCUGCAGUUCGGUGACCUUGAAAAGGAGAAUUCAGAGGUGCAGAAAAACCUGAGAGACUGUCAUGCACUCCUUGUUGCAGCUAAAAUAGAUCCAGUUUUAGGUGAAAGGGUUGGAGAAGCUGCACGACAGAAUGAAGACCAGAGAAAAGAAGUCAUGAGUCUCUCCACAGACCUACUGCAUGAAUUAAAAGCAUUCGGAGACAUUGCAUCACAGCAACGUGCACGGCUAGAUGAAAUCCAGACAACAAUGACAGAACUCACUAAAGCACGGGAACAUAUGAUGCAGGAAAGAGAGAAUUUUUCCCUGGAGGCUGCUGAAAUGGAAAAAGCUCUCAAGGACGCAGAAGCUCUCUUGUUGUAAAAGUGUAUAAUAUUUUAAAAAAUGUAUAUGGAUGUGUGUUUUAAUGUUAGUGUGACGCUGAAAUGAAUAAAGGAUUUUUGUUUCCUCAUGUU